AUGUCUGAAAAUACUCCAGAUUCCCAAUUGAUUGCUGAAUUUGUAUCUAUAACAAAUUCUUCUACAUACCUUGCUGAACAGUAUUUACUGAGAAACAGCAAUGAUUUAGUGGAAGCAGUUGAGGAUUUCUAUGCCAACAAUGAACCAUCUCAAAAAUCAGAAACCAAAAAAUCUUCUUCUUCUAAUGCUAAAGGCUCUGGUGUUAAAACAUUUAGAGACUUGAACGAUGAAGAUGAUGAUGAAGAGGAUGACAAGACCAAUACCAAUUUCUUUACUGGAGGAGAGAAAUCAGGAUUGCAAGUUGAAGAUCCCAAUAAAGAUAAGGAUAAUGACAGAUCAAUAAUUGAUCAAAUUUUCCAAAAAGCCAGAGAACAAAUGCAACAACCAGAUGAUAGACCAAGUGCUUCUCAAGAUGAUCAACCAUCACCAAUUAAAUUUUCAGGCAAAGGGUUCAAAUUGGGUGACGGGAAUGAACCAAGUCAAGUAGUGGAGGAUCCUAAUGCCAGUGCUAAAAAAUUCAGACCUAGUAAAGUGACUAGAGAAAUUACAUUUUGGAAACAAGGUUUCACAGUAGGUGAUGGACCUUUGCAUAGAUACGAUGAUCCAAGAAACGCCAGUGUUUUGCAAGAAUUGAACCAAGGAAGAGUUCCAAUGUCAAUUUUAGAUGUUGAAUUUGGCCAAGAUGUUGAUGUUUCUGUAUACAAGAAAACCGACGAAGAUUGGACACCUCCGAAAAGAAAAAUUGGUGGUUAUCACGGUGCAGGUCAUAGACUAGGCUCACCAGUACCUGGGGAAGUACUUGUAAAUAAUGAAGCAUCAUCUCAACCUGAUAUCAAAACCGAAACUGAAAUUUCUAAACCAAAAGACGAAGGCGAAGGUGACUCCACAGUUCAAAUAAGAUUUGCCAAUGGUAAAAGAACAUCACACAAAUUCAAUUCCUCGGAUUCUAUUCUCAAGGUUUAUGAAUUUGUUAAAAAUCAUGAAUAUAAUUCUGAACCUACUAGACCAUUCACUUUAAGUCAUGCAUUCCCAGUCAAACCAAUAGAAGAAAGUAGUGACAUUACAAUUUCUGAUGCUAAAUUGAAAAAUGCAGUGAUUGUUCAAAGAUGGAAAUAG
Molecule: messenger RNA, 1116 nt
Organism: Candida albicans SC5314
Lineage: Eukaryota; Fungi; Ascomycota; Pichiomycetes; Serinales; Debaryomycetaceae
Gene: SHP1
Product: protein phosphatase regulator
Exons: 1
Coding region: 1-1116 (371 amino acids)
Biological process (GO): proteasome-mediated ubiquitin-dependent protein catabolic process; autophagosome assembly; Golgi organization
Cellular component (GO): nucleus; cytosol
Molecular function (GO): ubiquitin binding
Source: RefSeq, a predicted model, not a curated record